AUGAGCAAUAAGAGAAAUUUUAAAAUUGUGUUGCUUGGAGAAGGAAGAGUGGGUAAAACAUCACUCACGCUCCGCUUUAUUAAAGAUGUUUUUGAUGAGCAUCAACAAUCAACGAUACAGGCCACAUAUCUUCAAAAAGAUUUAAAAGUGGGAGACCAAAACGUUUGCCUAUCUGUUUGGGAUACUGCUGGACAAGAGAGGUUCCAUGCUUUAGGACCAAUCUACUAUAGAAACGCCGACGGAGCACUUUUAGUUUACGAUAUUACAGACCAAGACACUUUUGAGAGAGCUAAAACCUGGGUGAUGGAAUUGAGAAAAGUUCUCGGAGAUGAUAUUAUCAUCACUAUUGCAGGAAAUAAGUGUGAUAUGAUUAAACAACGACAAGUUUCGGAAGAACAAGCUCUCGAAUAUGCUCGAUCGGUAGGAGCAAAUCAUUUACUAACAAGUGCUAAAGCUAACAAGAAUGUGGCAGAGUCAUUCCUGGAUCUUACGAAGCGUAUUUUAGAAAAGAAAGCACAAGGUGGAAAUGUUCCUCCCUCUUCAAAUAGAAUGUCAACACGAGGUGUUAGUGGACUGACCAUUGAGGACACCUCAAGGCCAUCUUCUCAUAGCAGAAUCAACUCACGAGUGAGUGGACUCACAAUUACAGACGAUACUCCACAAAAGAAACAGCAAGAUAAUGGACCAUGUUGUAAAUAA
This is a messenger RNA of Naegleria lovaniensis, 699 nucleotides long. RefSeq lists its product as uncharacterized. The record is from RefSeq and is a predicted model, not a curated record. NCBI's taxonomy places the organism in Eukaryota, Heterolobosea, Eutetramitea, Acrasida, Naegleriidae. The transcript is spliced from 3 exons. Gene Ontology annotation, molecular function: GTP binding; GTPase activity. Gene Ontology annotation, biological process: Rab protein signal transduction. Bases 1 to 699 code for a protein of 232 amino acids.